CUCAGCAGACGCCUUCCCCCGUUACCUCCUCGGAGUGAAAGGAAUCCGGAGUUUUAUUUUCGUAAUUCAGUCGCUCUGUAACUUCCGUAACCCCGAGAUUUGAGACUUUAACACCGCCAAGAUGUCGUAUAUGCUCCAGCAUCUACACAAUGGCUGGCAGGUCGAUCAGGCCAUCCUCUCCGAAGAAGAUAGGGUGGUCGUCAUACGUUUCGGUCACGACUGGGACCCAACCUGCAUGAAAAUGGAUGAAGUUCUGUACUCUAUCGCUGAGAAGGUGAAGAACUUCGCUGUGAUGUACCUUGUGGACAUAACUGAGGUACCAGAUUUCAACAAGAUGUACGAGCUGUACGACCCGUGUACCGUGAUGUUCUUCUUCCGGAACAAGCACAUCAUGAUCGAUUUAGGGACCGGAAACAACAACAAAAUAAAUUGGGCGCUCGAAGACAAACAGGAGAUGAUCGAUAUCGUUGAGACCGUGUUCAGGGGCGCCAGGAAAGGUCGAGGUCUCGUCGUAUCGCCCAAGGAUUACUCCACGAAGUAUCGAUACUGAUUCUCGACUAUGAUUGUACAAAACAGAAUGUGUAUAUGUAUGGCCUAAGAGAAUAUGGU
Molecule: messenger RNA, 609 nt
Organism: Galendromus occidentalis (western predatory mite)
Lineage: Eukaryota; Metazoa; Arthropoda; Arachnida; Mesostigmata; Phytoseiidae
Gene: Dim1
Product: thioredoxin-like protein Dim1
Exons: 2
Coding region: 122-550 (142 amino acids)
Biological process (GO): mRNA splicing, via spliceosome
Cellular component (GO): spliceosomal complex; U4/U6 x U5 tri-snRNP complex; U5 snRNP
Source: RefSeq, a predicted model, not a curated record